CUAGACAGCUGUGUUCAAUCAGAAACCACUUACAACUCCAGCCGAUUCAAACGGGAAACUUCGGCGUGAAGCGCAGCUCCGCUCGGGCUCUCUUUAGCUUUCUUUCCUUCCCAGGAGCCCGGGGAGCGGAUCUUCCUCGCCCCGCCGCCCGGGUUUGUUCUGGAGCUCGACGAAGCCCUCUAGGGUGCAGGAUCUUGCUGGGAGGUGCCUCCAGCCUGGUCAUGGGGGUCGGCGAGACGCCGCAGGAGUGGUGAGCGGCGCCGAGGGUGGCACUGCCCCGGGACCCGGCGGUGGGCGCGCGCGGGCGGGUCCCCGCGCCGGCUCGGCCGCUGCAGCAGCUGCGAGCGCGCCACGCCACCCAGCCUCCUGCAGCAAUGCCUCGCCCGUGAGUCGCGAGCCGGCUCUGCUCCUCUUCGGAGUGUUGGCAUCCUUCGUUAGGACUGCACCGCUGUCCUGGGUGAAAAUGGCUGUCUAGACUAGAAUCUGCCAGAAGGGACCAAGCAGUGGAUAGCGAGCCUGUGAAGCCUAACUCACAGCUGCGAGACCUGGAGGAGGAGCUCGGCUCUGAAAAGUGCAGACAUGAAUUCUGGAGUUGCCUUGAAAUACGGAAACGACUCCUCGGCCGAGCUGAGCGAGCUCCACUUGGCAGCCCUGGCAUCACUCAAGGGAGACAUAGUGGAGCUUAAUAAACGUCUGCAGCAAACAGAGCGGGAACGGGAUCUUCUGGAAAAGAAAUUGGCCAAGGCACAGUGUGAGCAGUCCCACCUCAUGAGAGAGCAUGAGGAUGUCCAGGAGCGGACGACGCUUCGAUACGAGGAGCGCAUCACGGAGCUCCACAGCAUCAUUGCGGAGCUCAACAAGAAGAUAGACCGUUUGCAGGGCACCACCAUCAGGGAGGAAGAUGAGUACUCAGAACUUCGAUCAGAACUCAGCCAGAGUCAACAAGAGGUCAACGAGGACUCUCGAAGCAUGGACCAAGACCAGACCUCUGUCUCCAUCCCCGAAAACCAGUCCACCAUGGUCACUGCCGACAUGGAUAACUGCAGUGACCUGAACUCGGAGCUGCAGCGGGUGCUGACGGGGCUGGAGAACGUCGUCUGCUGCAGAAAGAAGAGCAGCUGCAGCCUGUCCGUGGCCGAGGUGGACAGGCACAUCGAGCAGCUCACCACGGCCAGCGAGCACUGCGACUUGGCUAUUAAGACAGUCGAGGAGAUCGAGGGGGUACUCGGCCGGGAUCUGUAUCCCAACCUGGCUGAGGAGCGGUCUCGCUGGGAGAAGGAGCUGGCUGGGCUGAGGGAAGAGAAUGAGAGCCUGACCGCCAUGCUGUGCAGCAAAGAGGAGGAGCUGAACAGGACCAAGGCCACCAUGAACGCCAUCCGGGAGGAGCGGGACCGGCUCCGGAGGAGGGUGCGAGAGCUUCAGACCCGACUGCAGAGCGUGCAGGCGACAGGGCCCUCCAGCCCCGGCCGCCUCACUUCCACCAACCGCCCCGUUAACCCCAGCACCGGGGAGCUGAGCACGAGUAGCAGCAGCAAUGACAUCCCCAUCGCCAAGAUUGCCGAGAGGGUGAAGCUAUCCAAGACCAGGUCUGAAUCUUCAUCGUCUGAUCGGCCCGUCCUGGGCUCAGAAAUCAGCAGCAUCGGGGUAUCCAGCAGCGUGGCGGAACACCUGGCCCACUCUCUUCAGGACUGCUCCAACAUCCAGGAGAUCUUCCAAACUCUCUACUCACAUGGAUCUGCCAUCUCCGAAAGCAAAAUUAGAGAGUUUGAGGUGGAAACGGAGCGGUUGAACAGCCGCAUUGAACACCUCAAAUCCCAAAAUGACCUCCUGACCAUGACCCUGGAAGAAUGCAAAAGCAACGCCGAGAGGAUGAGCAUGCUGGUGGGCAAAUACGAGUCCAACGCCACAGCUCUGCGGCUGGCCCUGCAGUACAGCGAGCAGUGCAUAGAAGCCUACGAACUCCUCCUGGCGCUGGCCGAGAGCGAGCAGAGCCUCAUCCUGGGGCAGUUCCGGGCGGCAGGCGUGGGGUCCUCCCCUGGAGACCAGUCGGGGGAUGAGAACAUCACUCAGAUGCUGAAGCGAGCCCACGACUGCAGGAAGACGGCGGAGAACGCAGCCAAGGCCCUGCUCAUGAAGCUGGACGGCAGCUGCGGGGGUGCCUUCGCCGUGGCCGGCUGCAGCGUGCAGCCCUGGGAGAGCCUGUCCUCCAACAGCCACACCAGCACGACCAGCUCCACGGCCAGCAGCUGCGACACGGAGUUCACGAAGGAGGACGAGCAGAGGCUGAAGGACUACAUCCAGCAGCUCAAGAACGACAGGGCGGCGGUCAAGCUGACCAUGCUGGAGCUGGAGAGCAUCCACAUCGACCCUCUCAGCUACGAUGUCAAGCCCCGGGGAGACAGCCAGCGGCUGGACCUCGAGAAUGCGGUGCUGAUGCAGGAGCUGAUGGCCAUGAAGGAGGAGAUGGCUGAGCUGAAGGCCCAGCUCUACCUGCUGGAGAAGGAGAAGAAGGCCCUGGAGCUGAAGCUGAGCACGCGGGAGGCCCAGGAGCAGGCCUACCUGGUGCACAUCGAGCACCUGAAGUCCGAGGUGGAGGAGCACAAGGAGCAGCGCAUGCGGUCCCUCAGCUCCACCAGCAGCGGCGGCAAAGACAAGCCUGGCAAGGAGUGUGCUGACGCUGCCUCCCCAGCUCUCUCACUGGCCGAACUCAGGACCACGUACAGCGACAGUGAGCUGGCUGCAGAGUUCACCAGUGCCAUCCGUCGAGAAAAGAAAUUAAAGUCCAGAGUUCAAGAGUUGGUGAGUGCCUUGGAAAGACUCACCAAGAGCAGUGAAAUCCGCCACCAGCAAUCAGCGGAGUUCGUGAAUGACCUGAAGAGAGCCAACAGCAACCUGGUGGCUGCCUAUGAGAAAGCAAAGAAGAAGCAUCAAAACAAACUCAAGAAGCUGGAGUCUCAGAUGAUGGCCAUGGUGGAGAGACAUGAGACCCAAGUAAGGAUGCUCAAGCAAAGAAUAGCUCUGCUGGAAGAGGAAAACUCCAGGCCACACACCAAUGAAACUUCACUUUAAUUGGCACUCGGGCACCAAAGUCCUACCGGUGGAAGCUAAACUAUAGCAGGUCACCGGAGAGAGAAGGGCUCCAGGUGACAGAGUACCUGUUGGGAUAAUUAAGGACAGUUGGCAGGUAGGUCAGCACUUGGACAAUGGAGUGCCAUGAACUCAGCCCUGGAGGUGAGCAUCCCUCAAGACACUGUACAGACAGCAUCCUGAGGAUCCUACUCCUCCACUACCGGCCCAUGGACCGCAUGUAAAUACCUACUCUGUGUGCCAUGCUCAGCAGGCCUUGCUGCUGCCUCCAGCACUGGCUUUGUCAUGCUCCCACCUUUCCUGUGUCAGUGGUGUCCCAGGUAUUUGACUUAUUGGAUUUUCCACUCUUUCCUUCUGUUUGGCAGACAGUAACCCUACCUCUGGCAUCCCCCAAUUUCUCCUCUUUCAUUCUCCAGGGAAAAACUGACACACACAGGGGAGUGGGAAGGGCCUACAUAUCUAGAAGAUUUGCUUACUAUAAGAAGGCUUUGAUUUUCAAGUCCUAUGUGUCAACUCUAAGAUACAGGCUAUCACGCAGAGAUGCUCUGGGAGGCAGAUUACAGGAAAAUGGCAGAUAGGUGUUCCAGUCCCAGAUAAGAAGUUAUAGGUAGAGCAGGCGCAGGCCUGUGCCUGAACAAUUCUGUACGGAAGAUUGAAAUCGCCUUCAGCUCUCAUCAUGGAGGUAGGGAGCUCUCUUCUGACUUUGGUAUUGCCCCUACCAAGUGAAGCCUUAUUAAGAGCCGAGGCUUAGUGCUGACAGAAUCCUGUUGAUACGUGUAUUAGAACUAAAAUUUUACCUUUUUUCACAGCAGAGGAGCAUUUUUAGUACUUUCCACCCACCCCAGGGCACUACAUAAUUGCUAUUUGCAUGAAUCAAAGCUCAUCCACAAAUUAUAUGUAGCUCUGGACCUGCCUCUAAUUUCUGUAAAGCAGUGGUUCUCAACCUUCCUAAUGCCGCAACCCUUUAAUACAGUUCCUCAUGUUGUGGUGACCCCCAAUUUCAUUGUUACAAAUUGAACAUAAUUAAAGCAUAGUGAUUAAUCACAAAAACAAUAUGUAAUUAUAUGUUUUCUGAUGGUCUUAGGCGACCCCUGUGAAAGGGUCGUUCGACCCCCAAAGGGGUCACGACCCACAGGUUGAGAACUGCUGCUGUAAAGGAAAGAGCCAGGAUCCUGAGCAGGUAAGUUUCGCAGGCUGAUCCCACCCAUUUUAGAGAUUGCUACUGACCUGCCCGUUCGACUCUGCUCCCAUGGCUAUGAAGGGCAGGGGUGAGGAAAUGGUCCUUGAGGCCUCCUUUUCUUCCCCCGAGACUUGGUGAUAAUUAGCAUAUGGUUCUUAAACAGGUUAAAUCUCAAGCAAAAUGGUGACAGGGCAGGACCAAAGUACCUGAAUUCUUUCAGGCAGGGCUUCCAUCUUAAAUUCAUCAUUCCUUUCCUACUGUAACCUUCACUUUCUUUCUGUAGUACCUAAGGCCCAUCCCAAUGCCACAGUUUUGCUUUGCAUCCCCAAGCUCAAUGUCUGUUUUCAGAGAGCAUGACUCAAGGUCCUCAGCCUUCUGCACAAUGGACAAGGACACUCUAGCCACAACCUUGAAGGGCAGAGUUUUAUCCCAAAAGCAACCAACUUUCUCAGGUAAGCAGUGAGACUGCCCAAACCUGCUUGUGGGUGCUUAGGUCACUAAGAAAGUGCCUGCUGGUUCCUCUGAUUUUUAAAAAUCAAUUUUUACUCUGGGUAAAAUUUCAUGUUGUCACAAGGAAAAUGUUUUGGCUGAAAAGUAUGUCCAAAAAUCAGUUUUCUCCAUCUUUCCAGCUUGCCUAGGGGAAGCAAACUGGGCAUGCAUUCAUGGCUUUCUAACACAGGAAUAAAGUCCUGUCUGCUGGCCCAUCUACCAGAGAACCCACCCCUUUAGUGUUAGGUCACGUAACCCCUCCAGACCAGGUCUCAGCUCUUCCAUUAAGAGCCCCUGUAUUACUGAAACUACCUGGCCUCAUUCUGAGUUUAUACUUCAAUAUAAUACUUUUAAAAUAUGUGCUGAGUAGGUGAAACUAUUCCCCAGUAAAACUGUUACUUUUAUAAAUGUAUAGAAUAAAAAAGCUAUCAUUAAAUAGUUGAUUUCCUUUCCCUUGUAUUUUUUCAAAUACUCCUUUUUGAAGGUGAACCAACAGGCACUUGGUUAUGCUAAUUGUGGGGCCUACUAAAACUGAAUUGAUCAUUAAAUGAUUGCAGGUGCCUGGGUAAUUUUCCUUUUUUAUAACCUGAAUUAUUCUUCCUAAAUAGAAGCUGGUUUAUAUUAACAUCUCCAUCAGGGGUAAAACAAUGUUCUUAAUUCUAACUUGUAUGAGCUUUUUAAAAAAAACUUUAGAUCUUCAUAUUUUUUAUCUAAACUGUUUUCUCUCAGUGGUUUCUUACCCUUUUAGGCAGUUACCUUCUCUGUUCAGAGUUCAGUCUUUGUCCCUUAGAGCAAUGGGUAUGGGAAAAGACCCAUUUCAUAGUUUUCUUGGAGUGUAGUUCCUGCCCACUGCUGAAUGGAAGCAAAACUCAGAUAAGAGAAUUCCAUCUGUAGUACCCAUCAACGUUUAUGUGGGCCUACCAACUAUAUCUGAUGUCUGCCAAGCCCCAAGUGCUCCAGCUACCAAAACUGCCAUGCCACACACCUGUAAGUGGUAAGAUUCCUCUUUGAGACUUUCACCAAAAAUUAUUCAUGAUUAAAUACCUAUGUCAUCAGACAGCUGGCACUCAUCAUGCCCUAGAGCCCCAGAGGUAUUAUGAGGUGUCUCAGCAUUGCCAAUGCAGGUAAUUAACUGUUUCAUACUCACUCUCAUCUGCUGGCAUGUCAGGUUUCUGAAGUUAAUAUCCAGUGCUUGAAACUGGAAAUAUUAUGUCAAUAAAAAAUUAAGUACCAGUUAAACAUAAUUGCUUAAUUCUCCUUUGAGGUGCAUACCCUUCUGAGUUUUCCUCUGAGCAGUACUUUGCAGGAGCCUCAGAGUCACAUGCAAAAUGCAUAACUAGGAGUAUGGCUCAUCCAUGAAACUAUUUAAAGUGAAAAUUUCAUCAUGUUCACUAACUUUAUAGCUGCAUCUAUUUCUCGAUGCAGCAAACAGAGCUAUAGUUAGUUUCUAGAGGCCAAAAGGGGAGCAAGGCCUCUGAUGAUUAAGUUUUGCAUUGAAUUUAAUUAGGGGAUAAUCAUUGUGUUGGCAAGUUUUUAUUUGGGGUGGUGCGGACAUAACAUUUUUGUUUUUUCUGUAGUAGGUGACACUAAAAAAUCAUGUAAUUAUUUUUCUACUUAUCCACAGAAUGUCUUAUUUCUUAUUUGUCAAGAAAUAAUACAAUCGCCACCUUUCACCGAGGCUUCCAAACUUACUAGUGCUCAAAAGCUGGGCAAUAUUUUGCAAGAGACAAAACUUGCUACAAAACAAAAAUUAUGACUUUGCUGCACUCCCAGUUCUCACUAAAGUUUAUCCAAAUCCCAUUCUAGAUCAUUGAAACUUCGUGUGUCUACAGGCCAGGUUGAAGUUAGCCCUGAACCUGCGACCUUCUGCAGUUCCUCCUUCUUCACACACUUAAAGUUACUUUCUGCCUGACUACAUUUGUAGUUACUAACAGAUACAAAAAGUUAGCCUAAAGCAUAUAACUGGAAUUAGAAUUAUCACUAAGUGGCUGUUAAAAUAUAAACAAGUGGAAAAGGGUACAAGUUUGAAUAGCAGCUGUUUUACUAAAUUCUGUGUAAAGGAAGCUAGUUUCACAUAUACACAACUACAUUUUUAGUUAAGAUUUUGCAUGUGACCUUGACAAGAAAUCAUUCUGUUCCAGUAACAACAAACACUAUUGGAUAACCCUAUCCUUGACCAACUUGAUUUUUCCAUAGUCAAGGUAGAUACAAAAUCACUGAUCGACUAAUCAUCUGAAAUAUCAGCUCAGCAGAAUAGAACAAGCUAUAUACAAAAUCCCCCCAUAUUCAUACUGAUGACAAGCGUAGUUGUUCCUGGUCUACAUUCACUUUUGCACUUUCUGCAAAUUAAAUCCAUGUGGAAAAUGUUCUGUUUGUAGAACUCCUGGUACUCACUUAUAGUGUUCAUGUUAGGACUGCCCAGUUAAAAAAGGGACCCUAAUAAUCUGCUUUGAUAAUGAAACAUGUUCCUUUCUUUACUACUUCUGAUAAGUUCUUAGACAUUGUCAAGACUUACUUACUUUGCAUGAGAUUUGUUUCCUAUUUGAAAAUGUGCUACUUUUAAACCACUUGAACUAUUAGAAAAACCUGCUUGAAUGUACUAUCAGUUAUUAAAGCACAUGUGACUAAGUUUGUCAGUAUUGUUCUACUGUUUGUACUAAAAGUCUCAUUUGACAGUUGCUACUUAGCCCUGUACUAUACCUUGUAAUUUUUUAGAUUUAUUCAUUUGUAUGCUUUAAAUGUUUCUAGAUGCCUUUCAUUGUAUUAGCGGCUGUAAAAUAGCUACUUUGUGUUCUUUGAUAUAUAAUUGUUUUUUAAAAUCUCCAUUUAUUUAUACAGAGACAUUUAUAAUAUUUUACAAACAUUCUUAUAUUCUGAAUAAAUAUUUCUAAUUCCA
Messenger RNA from Myotis myotis, 7652 nucleotides. It is a transcript of the gene MCC, whose product is annotated as MCC regulator of WNT signaling pathway. Gene Ontology annotation, biological process: negative regulation of canonical Wnt signaling pathway. The transcript has 17 exons. The coding region runs from base 580 to 3069 and encodes 829 amino acids. Gene Ontology annotation, cellular component: cytoplasm. The record is from RefSeq and is a predicted model, not a curated record. Lineage: Eukaryota; Metazoa; Chordata; Mammalia; Chiroptera; Vespertilionidae.